Aspergillus alliaceus is the source of this 1419-nucleotide messenger RNA. RefSeq names its product ammonium transporter. The transcript is spliced from 5 exons. The coding region runs from base 1 to 1419 and encodes 472 amino acids. Gene Ontology annotation, cellular component: plasma membrane. NCBI's taxonomy places the organism in Eukaryota, Fungi, Ascomycota, Eurotiomycetes, Eurotiales, Aspergillaceae. Gene Ontology annotation, molecular function: ammonium channel activity. The record is from RefSeq and is a predicted model, not a curated record. Gene Ontology annotation, biological process: ammonium transmembrane transport.
AUGGCUGAGCCGGUAUACAAUGCUUCGAUCCCCCAAGGGGGUGAUCCAAUGAAAGUCGAUGUCAACGCGCAAUAUGCAGGAUACGAGUAUAAUUAUGUGUAUAUUACCGCUUGCACUUUCAUCGUCUUCCUGAUCCUCCCUGGUAUUGCCUUCCUCUACAGUGGAUUAACUCGGCGAAAGUCCGCGCUGGCCCUCCUCUUCCAAGGCUUCAUGAUCCUUGCAGUUAUUACAUUCCAAUGGCUAUUCUGGGGGUAUUCUCUCGCGUAUUCCAGAGAUGGAGGGCCCUUCAUUGGUACAUUGCAGAAUUUUGGCUUGAUUAAUGUUAUGGUGGCGCCUUCUCCUGGUUCCGCCGUCCUCCCGGAAGUCGUUUUCUGUCUAUUCCAGCUUCUGUUCUGCGCUUGCACGGUGAUGAUCAUGGUUGGUGGCGCUUUUGAACGAGGCAACAUCAUGCCUUCUCUGAUCUUCAGCUUUUUCUGGGCAACUAUCGUCUACUGUCCCUUAGCUAGGUGGACAUGGAGCAGCAAUGGCUGGCUUUAUAAGUUUGAAGCUAUAGACUUCGCCGGUGGGGGUCCUGUCCAUAUUGCGUCGGGUUGUUCCGCUUUAGCAUAUGCGCUGGUUCUCGGAAAGCGGUUGCACCACGGAGAACCGUCGCUCCGCAAACCUCACAAUACUACAUUGGUUUUCCUCGGAACAGUUCUCAUUUGGACAGGAUGGCUCGGAUUUAAUGGUGGGUCAAGUCUUAAUGCUAGUAUGCGUGCGAUGCUUGCCGUCUUCAACACUAACACGGCAGGAUGCACGGGGAUCCUGGGAUGGGUCCUGAUUGACAUAGCCAAACACAAGGGUAAAUUUUCCGUGGUUGGGGCUUGCGAAGGCGCAAUCGCCGGUCUUGUAGGCAUCACGCCAGCUGCCGGCUGUGUUUCUCUUUGGCUCGCGGCUUGCAUUGGGUUCAUUACUGGCAUUGUAUGCUCAUUGCUCCAAAACAUCAACGACUGGCUUCGGAUCGAUGAGGGAAUGGAUGUCUUCAAGCUCCACGGGAUUGGGGGUAUGGUCGGUGCCAUUUUGACGGGACUCUUUGCUAGUGAAUCCAUUUCGGCCCUGGACGGUGUCAGCCUGGCUGGCGGAGCCAUCGAUGGCAACGGGGUUCAGGUGGGUCGGCAGCUGGCUGAGAUCUGUGCUAUCGCUGGGUAUUCUUUCACUGUGUCUUACCUCUUGCUCUUCAUCCUCAAGUAUAUACCUGGGAUGCGUCUCCGCGUGGACAAAGAAUCCGAGAUGAUGGGCCUCGACCAGGCACAGUUCUUGGAUGAGCAGAUCGGAGACUGGUCAAUCGCGCAUGUCAUGAACAGUCCGAUGCUGAUGGGGGUUUCCGCGGCGCCCGUCGAGUCUCGAGAUGAGCCGAAAGAGAAGGCAUUAGGGGCUUAA